Messenger RNA from Thunnus maccoyii (southern bluefin tuna), 1477 nucleotides. Its product is annotated as WAP, Kazal, immunoglobulin, Kunitz and NTR domain-containing protein 2-like. Gene Ontology annotation, molecular function: serine-type endopeptidase inhibitor activity. The record is from RefSeq and is a predicted model, not a curated record. Bases 73 to 1203 code for a protein of 376 amino acids. NCBI's taxonomy places the organism in Eukaryota, Metazoa, Chordata, Actinopteri, Scombriformes, Scombridae. The transcript has 11 exons.
UUCAUGUAUUCAGUUUCGUGUUAUCUACCUCUGGUGUGUGGAUAGGGCCAGGUAACUUUCAAAAGUAAGUGCAUGCUAUCUGUCCUAGUACAGUUCAUCAGGAUCAACAUGCCACAACUGCUUACAGUUUCCUCUGAGGUGAAGCGUUUUGGAAGAAACAUGAACCAGCAGCGUUUGUUUGAGCUCUGGUUCUGUCUGCUGUCCGUGUGUUUCCUGGUCUGGCGCGGUCAGGCCCAGGUCCCUGAGCCAGCACAGUGCCUCGUCUCUGGGAUCUACAACCUGACCCAACCGAAGGUGGAGGGUGAGGAUGAGGGGAAGUGCUGGAGGGAUUGCGAUGCAGAGCCCGACUGCCACAUGGCAUUGAUAGUCAUACCACUCCGUGACAAAAAGCAGUGCCUGCUGGUCAACUGUCUGAACCAGACCAGAUACUCGUACACCCGACAUCCCAGCACAGAGAUCAGGGUUUACCCCAAGAGCACCAUUGACGACGAUCAAAGAUACUAUUUAAUGACAGAUGCAUAUGGACGAGCUGAUGAGACGCUUCAUUGUUCAGAGUUCAUGAAUUGUAGCAGCUGCCAGUCGGGGAUUCUCAGAUUCUUCUACAACAGGACCAGUUACAGGUGUGAGCGCUUCCACGCUGGCUGUGGGUCCAAUAGAAACUCGUUUGAAACCCAGGAAGGUUGUGAAGCCCUCUGCAAUAAAAAGUUUCGUUGUUAUCGGCCCAUGCAGUAUGGAGCAGGCAGCUCAAACAUUUCCAUGUUCUUCUACAACAUGAAGAGCCAGAGCUGUGAGAGAUUUAACUUCAACGGCUACGGGUCCAACGGGAACAUCUUUCAGACUGAGGAAGAGUGUGAGAACCUCUGUGGUGACAUUAAAGCUACUACAACAAGCCGACCUGCUGUGACUACAGCAGGUAUUUCACCUCCUGUAACCAGCAUCACUGCAGACACUACAGCUGUUGUUCCUACAGAGAAAACAGCUACUACAACCAGACGACCUGCUGUGACUAAAGCUACUACAACCAGACAACCUACUGUGAAAACUGAAGACAAGGACGGUUUCUUCUUUGUUGUGGUGGUUAUUCUGGCAGUUAUUCUGGUCAGUUGCCAGAUGUAUUGCAACCACAAGCAUCCAUCUUCUGGCAGCUACAGAAGAGUCGGGGUGAAGGCAGCAGAAAAAAUAAUGAAAAAGUCACCAGUAUGAAAAAAAAAACAUGUAAAAUUAAACGUGGACCUAAGUAAAUAGGGAAACAAAUGUGGAAACAAAUUUGUCAUUACAUAAAACAAACAAAUGCAUGCAAAUCGAAUAUUUAUUUAAUAUGAUUGUGGCAACAUUUACAUUUAUUUAAUGUACAUGUAAAUAUCCCCCCAUGUCCCUUUUGGACCACCAUACUGAUGGCUUUUUUCAUGCAACUUCUUUAUUUUGUAAGAAAGUACCAUUCUUUGAAUAAAAAACAUUCAAGUAAAAGCAAAGUGAC